AUGCCGGGCCCCCUGCGCCGCUGGGCGCUGGUGGGCAGCGCCCUGGCCGUGGCCGGCGGGGUGGCCGUGGCCGUCUGGAGGAGCCGUCGGGCCCCCCAGGCUCCGCCGGGCUCCCCGCCGCCGGCAAGGGCUCGCCCGGAGCGCGCCGAGCCGCCGCCGCCGCCGGCACAGGUGAGCAGGGCAGAGGUCUGGUUGUGUUGCCUUGUACGUUUGCAGCAAAAGCCCCAAAGCAAGCAGAUCUUGGUUCUGGGCCUGGAUGGCGCUGGGAAAACCACCAUUCUCCACUCGCUGACAGCUAACCAAGUGAAGCACAGCACGGCUCCCACCGAGGGCUUCAAUGCAGUCUGCGUCAGCACAGAGAACUCCAAGGUGGAAUUUCUAGAAAUCGGGGGCAGCGAGUCUCUGCGAUCCUAUUGGAAGAUGUACCUCUCGCGAGUCCUGCUGCUCAUAUACGUUGUGGAUUCGGCCGAUCACGAGCGCAUGCCCGUUGCAAAGAAGCUGCUUCAUCAGCUAGUCCAGAGUGACUCGACCUUGCCCGUGAUGAUCCUCGCCAAUAAGCAGGAUCUCGAAGGGGCAUACUGCAUUACGGACAUUCACGAGGCUUUGGCAUUGUCCGACAUUGGGGACGAGAGGAAGAUGUUCCUGAUUGGCACGCACGUGGCAGAAGACGGCUCCGAAAUCUCUUCCGGCAUGAAGGACACGCGGGAACUGAUUGCAGGGCUGGUCUCAGAAGCGGUGUGA
Messenger RNA from Euleptes europaea (tarantolino), 741 nucleotides. RefSeq names its product ADP ribosylation factor like GTPase 9 (gene ARL9). Bases 1 to 741 code for a protein of 246 amino acids. The transcript is spliced from 5 exons. Gene Ontology annotation, molecular function: GTP binding; GTPase activity. Lineage: Eukaryota; Metazoa; Chordata; Lepidosauria; Squamata; Sphaerodactylidae. The record is from RefSeq and is a predicted model, not a curated record.